Molecule: messenger RNA, 2625 nt
Organism: Aspergillus calidoustus
Lineage: Eukaryota; Fungi; Ascomycota; Eurotiomycetes; Eurotiales; Aspergillaceae
Source: the annotation of a GenBank genome assembly
AUGCCUAUAGUGGAUGAACAGCCAAAGAUUAAGCCAGCAUAUGUACAUUUGGCAUCAAAGCCAUUGAUGUCUUUCAAACAUGCAUUUGCUAAAGUUCCGGAUCCCAUGCACCCAUUGUGGCCUCCGCUUGGACUUUCCCAUGUGCGAGGUUCUCAACCAACUUUCAAACCUUGUCACGACAACCAUGAUCAAGGUUCAGACUGCCGGAAAUCAAAAACACCUGCUGUUCGAAUCAGUGAUGAGGAAUGGGUCAUCUCCUCUGCCACCGACUGCCCAGAUGAUAGCGCUGCGGUGCUUAGAGUGCCAGAAAGGCAGCUUGCUAGUGGUCGAGCUUUACAGGUUAUGGUUGCAAAACAAUUAACCAAAACACCCACGGAACAUGUCAGUGGUGGAUCUCGCAAAGAAGCCUCCCAUCCGGCGAUUAUGAAACUAUAUUCUUCACUUGCUACUUCCGUAACUGCUUUCGAUCUUGGAGGCUACGAAUCGAAGCUCUGGGCUCAUAAAUAUGCGCCCGGCUCUGCGCAGCAGGUUCUCUGUGCGACAAAAGAGGCGCUUAUGUUACGAGACUGGCUGAAUCAUCUCAUUGUUUCGAGUGUUGAAACCGGGAGCUCAUCGAAGGAUAAUGAGAAAUCGAAGAGAAAAGAGGAGAAGAAGCGCAAAAGGCGCAAGAAAGCAGACAAGCUGGACGGCUUUGUUGUUGACAGUGAUGACGAAGCCUCGGAAAUGGGUGAAAUCUCAGGCUCUGAUGAUGAAUUAGCCGGGGAUGUGACCAUCUCGACCAAGAAAACGGUUAUUCGCACAGGCGACUUGACAAUCAACGUACGAUCCGGCACUGACCGAACCCGCAUGGCCAACACAAUUCUUGUGAGCGGCCCUCCGGGCUGCGGUAAAACAGCGUCGAUUUACGCUGUGGCCAAAGAGAUGGGGUUUGAAGUGUUCGAAAUCAACUCAGGUAGCCGCCGCAGUGCUAAGGACAUCCUGGACAGGCUUGGAGACAUGACUCAAAAUCACCUUGUCCAUAAUGUGCAUGCCAACAGGGAUUCUGCUAGCAACCAGGUCUCCUCCACGGACUUUCAAGCAAGUGAGGACGCUAAACAAGACAAGCUUAUGGGGUACUUCAAACCUACCAGUAUCGGUCCCUACGAGAAACUUGGUAAGGGCAGGGCGAAAGCUUCGGUGAAGGAAACAGACACAAACCAGGCUCGAAGUCAGAAACAGUCAUUGAUCCUCCUGGAAGAGGUGGACAUCCUCUUUGAAGAAGACAAGCAGUUCUGGACCGGGGUCUUGACCCUCAUUAGUCAAUCUAAACGCCCAAUCAUCAUGACCUGCAACGAUGAGAGCCUCAUCCCUUUUAAUGACAUAUCUUUCCAUGCUAUUUUACGCUAUAGGACUCCUCCGCAGGACCUGGCUGUUGACUACCUUCUUCUAGUGGCGGCAAGCGAAGGCCACUUACUCAGGCGUGAACCGAUCGAAAAGCUCUAUCGAAGCACGAAUAGCGAUCUACGGAAAUCCAUCGUCGAGCUAAACUACUGGUGCCAAAUAGCUGUCGGAAGCGAAAAGUCUGGCCUUGACUGGCUAAUUGACCGAUGGCCCCAAGGCGCAGACCUUGAUGAAAGUGGUGACAAGCUUCGGGUGCUUAGCAAAGAUACUUACCGCGAGUAUAUGGGCUGGUUUAGUCGCGAUAUGCUGAUUAGCGGUGGCUCAUCAGCAACAUCUGAGCUUCAAGAGGAAACUCUAAAUUGGUGGGAUCUCAGCCUGCAAGAUGCCGAUACUACAGAGGAUUCACGACAUCAGUUCUGGGCGUCGCCAAACCCAGGGGCGUCAAGGCUCGAGCUUCUUGAUAGUCUGCGCCACCAGUCUGAGCAUAUGGACUUUAGAAGCGAUCUUGAUCUCUUGGGUACCUCGUGUUCUUUGGAUGCUCGAAAAGAUUCCGUUGACACUUCUAUCCCUCCAAUGCCAGAAAGGCAGAAGCUGAGCUACGUCGAAGGCUAUCAGGUAUUAAGCGCAGAGUGUAUCCCCGAUUAUAGCGCGUUGGCUCCCGAAAUCGGAAGCACCUUUGGGGCUAUCCUCAACAAUUAUUCUCAAAAAUCCCGAAUUUCCGACCCGGAGUCAACGUUGGCAGCUAAGGUAUUGGUAGCUACCCCGAAGCCCAAAACAGUACAUCCAUCAGGAAUCGAGCUUUCUGAGGCGCUAUUACCAGUCAUGAAGCCCGCUUGCACAACUCCCCCGUCCAAUGCAAAUGCAGAGUUAUUGUUUGACCAUAGCCUGCGGCAUUUUGCCGAAGACAUCACUCCGUACGUUCGAGCAAUAGUAGCUUUCGACCUCCGGUUACAGCAGUACCGUUUGGAACUCAGCCGCCUUCUUUCUGGCAACGGGAGGGGCACCAAGCGAGUUCGAACAACCCGAGCCAGUCGGGCUGCACUUGAAGGCGGAAGCAAGUCAGAGACUCGGAAAGAAACGUGGUUUUCACCAACUAUAAACGUCCCUCGGAUUUUAGCUACGGGCCAGAAGGAGUGGCAGGACUUGCUGGUUCAAAACGGCUAUUUUACAGUGCCCGUGGCGGGGGAACAACGGACUCGAGAAAGCAGCGAGCCGCUAUCAGAGAGCGCAAGUGAUAUAGCGUGA